This is a messenger RNA of Penicillium soppii, 546 nucleotides long. Its product is annotated as ClpP/crotonase-like domain-containing protein. The transcript has a single exon. Lineage: Eukaryota; Fungi; Ascomycota; Eurotiomycetes; Eurotiales; Aspergillaceae. The coding region runs from base 1 to 546 and encodes 181 amino acids. The record is from RefSeq and is a predicted model, not a curated record.
AUGAUCCUGAUUAUUCUGCGAUACCUCGGUCGCGCCAAUUCACUAAUCACAGGCCUAUCGAUUUUCGUGACCCCUUUGACUUUGAACUUCGGUAGCAUUAUCGUGCCCUGGAAUUCAGCAGACGGGGAUCUGUCAGCCAACAGUGAUAGAUGUGCUCUUUGCACAAUUUCUUUAUCUGACGACAUGGCUCUAUUCUCCCAAGAAAUAAAGUCGGGAGGCAGAUUCAUGUGUGCGAUGCCCUCUGAUAGGGUCUAUGUUCUUGUCUUUGAAUCUCGACCGGCAAAUCAGUUGACGCCAGAUUUCGUCGAAGCCUUUUGCUCAUCUUUAUCUAAGAUUCAAGCAUUCCCAACGGGCGUCGUCAUCACUGCAAGUCGCAUCCCUGAGAUUUACAGUAACGGCAUCGGGCCGCAUAUAUCACAGGAUACCUUAGAAGGACAAGAGCAUAUAUGGCCUCUUCUACGACAGCUUCUACGGUACGAUACUUACUACUUUGUGACUUCCAGCACCCUAAUCAGGACCUUGGAAGCUCUUCGCUCAAUUGUCUGA